Molecule: messenger RNA, 1551 nt
Organism: Talaromyces rugulosus
Lineage: Eukaryota; Fungi; Ascomycota; Eurotiomycetes; Eurotiales; Trichocomaceae
Exons: 3
Coding region: 1-1551 (516 amino acids)
Biological process (GO): carbohydrate transport; transmembrane transport
Cellular component (GO): membrane
Molecular function (GO): carbohydrate:proton symporter activity
Source: RefSeq, a predicted model, not a curated record
AUGUCCGGGAUCAAUAAGGAAACCGUGUCUCAUUUCGAGAUGUCUAAAGACACAACCCUGCAGGCUGAAAUGAGGGCUGAAGUGCUCCUUUCACCGCCAAAGAAAUUCUCUAAGGCAGCGAUACAGCUAUAUUUUUUUAUGCUCUUGGCCUACUGCAACUCAUGGGGCACCGGGUUUGACUCCUCACUCAUGUCGGCCAUGAACAGCAGUGACCGCUGGCACAGCGACCUGGGCGUGCCCAAGACCGGCAGCCUCCUUGGCAUUGUAACCGCUAUCUAUACCAUUGGUAACAUGGUAGGAUCAUUCGUCGCUGGACCAGCUGGUGAUCGCUGGGGACGGAAGGUCGGCAUGGUGAUUGGCAACACAAUCACGUUGGUCGGCGCCAUAGUACUAUUUUCAGCUGGAAAUUACCAUGCUUUCCUUGCCGGCCGCUUCCUGACCGGCUUUGGUCUCGCUAUCAGCCGGUCCUCAGCACCAUCGUGGGUGGCCGAAAUGAGUCCCCCGCAAUGGCGCGGUCCGGCCGUCAUGUUGUACAACUCGCUCUGGCUGAUCGGUGCCAUUAUUGCCAGUGCAAUUGCGUUUGCAUCGGGUCCAAUUCAGUCGUCGCUCUCUUGGAGAUUACCAUUAAUCUUGCAGGUAGUGCCUACAUCGAUUGUUUUACUUGGGGUUUGGUUCUUGCCAGAGUCACCCCGAUGGUUGAUUGCCAAUGAUCGCUUAGAUGAUGCUCGUCGUAUCUUAACCAAAUAUCAUGCAGACGGUGAUGAGAAUUCUGGUCUUGUUUCGCUUGAGAUUAUUGAAAUGCAAGACAGUAUCAAACUGGAGGCGUCUGAUAAACGCUGGUACGACUACUCGGAGUUUGUCACCACGCGGGGAAAUCGGUAUCGCCUGUUUAUGGUUAUUUCAAUCGGAGUGAUUGGUCAAUGGGGUGGCAGCAACCUCACUGGGUAUUACCUAGCCAACAACCUUCGCAAUAUUGGCAUUACAGCCCAAAACCGUCUAUUGGUGUACAACAUGGCAUACUACAUUUCGGCAUUAGGUGGGGCGAGCAUUGGCUCGUUACUUUCGAAUAAGGUCGGUCGUCGGCCGCAACUCCUCUUCGGGUGUUUGUCGAUGAGUGCAUGUUUAGUUGCUCUAAUUGGCGUGACAUCACAAUACCACAAGGGACAAUCAUCAUCCCUCUCCAAUUUGACUAUUGCCUUUAUCUUCUUCGUCGGCAUUUUCCACUCCGGGGGCGUGAAUCCUCUGGUAGUUGCGUAUCCCGUGGAAUGUCUGCACACGAAUACACGUUCGAAGGGCAUGGGGAUUAAUAAUCUAGUUCUCAAUGCGGCAGAAUUUGUGAAUACGUAUGCGGCGCCCAUUGCACUGGCGAAUAUUGCCUGGAAGAUUUAUAUUGUGUAUGCGGUCUGGAAUAUUGUACAAGCUGUUUGGGUGUAUUUGUUUUUUGUUGAGACUAAGGAUAGGACUUUGGAGGAGAUGGAUGAGAUUUUCACGGCGAAGAACCCUGUUAAGGCAUCUUUGAGGGAUGUAUCUAAUUUUGAUGGAGGGAUAUAG